UUGGAGGUCAGGAAGUAAUUUUCUACAGAGGAUCUAGCUGCUGUUACCAUUGUGAAAAUGCCGGUGUGUUGUGUAGUUUACGGUUGUUCCAAUCGAUCCGGCCGAGAGAAAAACAAGAGGUUUUACCGAGUGCCGAAGGUUGUCGUCCAUAAAGCUGAGCAAUUUAAGAAGCUAACCGAAGAACGCCGGAAAAAAUGGCUUUCAAACCUACAUCUGCGGUCGGGAGGAGCAGAGUCGUCUAAUGCACGGGUCUGCAGCGACCACUUCAUCAGAGGGUGCCCUAGCGCUUUGGGUGACGUUGAGUCGGUAGACUGGGCUCCCACUGUUAGCCUCGGUUACCACACAACAAGUAAGCCCAGAUCAGAGGCAUCUCUUCGACGAGAGCAGAGGAUGGAGCUCAAGGAAGACCAACAAAGACAAUCAGAAUGUGCAGAGGCUUUGUUGGAUCUCCUGCAGACAACCGAGAGCCCAGAACCGACGCAGCCCCCGUCUGACAGCCCACAACCAGAGGACACCAGUGGGAUAUUAAAUGACCAACAAGAUGCAGGAUGCCAGACUGAUUUAAUGAUGGAGGACAUCGAGAGGAUGGAGGAUGUUCUGAGACAGAACACAACAGAGCUGGGAGAUCUUCGGACAAAGGCACUGGACACAAAGUUCAACCAGGAGUCCUUUGAGAACAACGAAGAGAAAACAAAGUUUUACACCGGGCUCCCCAACUUCUUAGUUUUACUUCAGGUUUUUCAACUGUGCGAGCCCUACAGCACCUGUGGCCCUAUGCUUAAUUCAUUCAACAAUAGAGAUGUCAUCUAG
Messenger RNA from Gymnodraco acuticeps, 810 nucleotides. RefSeq lists its product as uncharacterized. NCBI's taxonomy places the organism in Eukaryota, Metazoa, Chordata, Actinopteri, Perciformes, Bathydraconidae. The transcript has 4 exons. The record is from RefSeq and is a predicted model, not a curated record. The coding region runs from base 58 to 810 and encodes 250 amino acids.